GACGUAGCGAGGCGGUACAUAUAUACACGGUGUUUUCGCAUCAGACUCGACCUCAUUGUGACAAGAUGCAGAUGCUCUUUCCUCUGAUUGUGUUUGUGAUUCUAAUUCUUCUGGACAAUGUUAAAGGUGCUGGGAUUGAUAUUUCUGUGCAGACUGGAGGAGAUUUGCUUCUUAAUGUCACCGUUCUGAAGAAGUUUCACCUUUUUUACUGGCAGUUCAAUUCAAAAGACACAUUAGUGGUGUUUGAUUCCAGUGGCAAACCGACAGUGGAGAAGAACUACACUGGAAGAAUUGAACUUUCUGGAGAUGAAAGAUCUGUGAAAUUAAAGAAUCUACAAAAAUCUGACAGUGGCGUUUACUCUGCAUGGGGUUUAGGAGACAAAAAGGAGCUGCUGGAAGAAUACAACGUUACAGUUAAAGACCAAAAUACGGCUACCACAGUUUUCCUACCGCUUUUUCUCCUCCUACUGUUUCUUCUGCUGCUGUUUCUUCUUCUACUGUUUCUCUACCGCUUUUUCUCCUACUGUUUCUUCUGAUGCUGUUUCUUUUCUACUGUUUCUCCUACCGCUUUUUCUCCUACUGUUUCUUCUGAUGCUGUUUCUUCUUCUACUGUUUCUCCUACUGAUUCUCCUACUGUUUUUCCUACUGCUAUUACUGUUCUUGUCAUCAUUGCUGUUGCUGUUGCUGCUGCUGCUAUUUUGCUGUGGCGUCAUCUGAAGAAGAAAUCCCAAGACCAGAAAGAAGUUGUACUUUUCUCUGCAAACUCUGAAACAAAUUUUCCAAAUGUCCAGAUCCUCCUUCCACCUCCCCAAGAAAACGGAGCCCUCCACCUUCCUGAGUCUGAUCACCUCAUGGAGGAAAACACUGGAGAUUCAGCUGUUUAAAGCUGCAGAGAAAACCACAGACUGUCUCUGUGCUGCACUACAGGCCUCUCUCCAUAGCUUGUGAACAGCAGCAUUAGUUUUCCUGUAACUUUGGGUUUACAUGCCUGGUUGACAGAACUAAUACUCUGUUGUUACUAUAUUUAUGUCAUACAGAAGGUCUGGGUACUUGGUUACUGAGAAACUAUUGCUUCCUGUGUUGAGGACUUAAAUUUUAAUGUUUUCCUUUAAUAUAUGUAACGUGCCAGUUCGAAGCUAUGAAGCUUACCGGAAACAACCUGCGCUGUAGCUAACUCUCCUCCACAGCGAAUACAUAAGAGUUGUUCUGAACAAAGCUGCUGUUAAUUUUAACGUUAAUUUAAUAUUUAAAAGUGUGGCCAACACGGACUGAACGGUUCUGUUUAUUUCCUCCGUUCCUAUUGCUGAAACUACAGACUACAAUUAUCAAACAGUGCAGAAAAUCGACGUCAUUGUUCACAACGUGUCUUUCUAUUCGCUGAUUGGGCCGGAGGAAAACCAGCCGGAAGCAUUUAAAGUGAAGGAGAGAAAUCAGACGGUGCUGGAAGCGAGAUUUCACUUGAGCGUAGUUGAACAGGAAGGAAUUAACCAGGCAAUAAGGGGAGUAGCUGAAGGAAAAAUUGAUGGUCGGGUGCAUUUGAUGGCGACUGUUUCGGACCAAUCAAAAAAUUGCGACACAGAGCUCUACAGAUGAAGGAGUAGCUCAGGGAUGCUCAAUACGUCUAUCACGAUCUACCAGUCGAUCGCAGGAAGGUUUUGAGUUGAUCUCGGCAGCAGGUGACAAACUGAAGGCCUCCAGGACGCUGAGAGCAGAACUUCCUCUUCUGACACUUAUCAAAAUAUUAACCAAGA
This is a messenger RNA of Poeciliopsis prolifica (blackstripe livebearer), 1751 nucleotides long. Its product is annotated as T-lymphocyte surface antigen Ly-9-like. The coding region runs from base 66 to 536 and encodes 156 amino acids. The record is from RefSeq and is a predicted model, not a curated record. The transcript is spliced from 5 exons. Lineage: Eukaryota; Metazoa; Chordata; Actinopteri; Cyprinodontiformes; Poeciliidae.